AAAGCAAGGAAAGUAUUGAAGUAACAGCCAGCGUGGAGCUUGUCUGGAUUUGUCUGUCACCAUCGCUGUCUCCAGGCCUACAGCUACUCUUCUCUUCAUUUUAAGUUUGCCCUUUCUUAAGUUUUUAAGAAGAUAACAGCAGAGAAGAGUUUCAAACAUGACUUACUGGAAAGCAAAGCUGUUGCCAAGGAUCAAGAAGUACUUUGGCAAAGGUCCCAAGAAAGGAGCAGUUGAAGCUGCCAAGUCCUUUGAACAGUCCAAGGAGUCUAUUGAAAAUGAGAUCCAAGAGAAGAAGGCUGAGUUGGAGCCAAAGGUAGUGGAGAUAUACAAGGAUUCCAAGCCUGAAACCAAGAUGCUGUUGAAGGAGCCCAGUGAAGAAAGAGUGAAGAAGCAGGGUCAGGCUAUUGUGGAUCUCUUGCAGCGCCUCGUAGAAAUAGGCUGCCCAGGAGCACAAGUCCUCAAGGAGACAGGAGAUAAAUAUGGGGCUGCUUCCAUGUCUGUGCAGAUUGCAUUUCUGUUUGAGAAGAUUUCUCCCUUUGUUAGCAAUGAAGAGGCCCCAUCAGUGGUUGUGGAAGAAGAGAUUGUUACUGCUAAAGAGGUGGCAGUAGAAACAGAGACAAUAACAACAGUAUCUGAAGAAAAAAAAGAUACCCAAGUGGUGACUGAAACAACCAAAGCUGUUGUUGAGGAAACAGAAGUAAGUGAGACUGUUGAAAAGGAGAAGGAAGAAGCAGCUACAUCUUCUGCUUCAUAGAGCAUGCAAAAGUUCCAUUUGUUUAGUCAUGUUAUGGUGUUUGCUAUUGUUCAAGAGCCACCGGUUUUCCUUUUGGUCAUGUACAUUACGUGGUUAAGUGGAUGUAGUUUACAAGUUAUAAGAUGUUUAUGUCGUGACGAUGUAUAGCUUAGAUGCACCUCUCUGUUCAGCAGUGAGUCCUCCAGAAUCGAUUUUGACACACCCAUAUUAUAUUGAAUGUUUGUCCAUGUAGAAUUUAUGAACAAUAAAAGAAACAACGUUGCAGAGUUUUUUAACUAAGAAUAAAGGAUGGUUUUUUUUCA
Cryptomeria japonica (Japanese cedar) is the source of this 1056-nucleotide messenger RNA. Its product is annotated as plasma membrane-associated cation-binding protein 1. The transcript is spliced from 5 exons. Gene Ontology annotation, cellular component: plasma membrane. The coding region runs from base 158 to 754 and encodes 198 amino acids. NCBI's taxonomy places the organism in Eukaryota, Viridiplantae, Streptophyta, Pinopsida, Cupressales, Cupressaceae. The record is from RefSeq and is a predicted model, not a curated record.